Messenger RNA from Schistocerca cancellata (South American locust), 4413 nucleotides. Its product is annotated as sentrin-specific protease 6-like. The coding region runs from base 1 to 4005 and encodes 1334 amino acids. Gene Ontology annotation, cellular component: nucleus; cytoplasm. The record is from RefSeq and is a predicted model, not a curated record. Gene Ontology annotation, molecular function: SUMO-specific endopeptidase activity. Lineage: Eukaryota; Metazoa; Arthropoda; Insecta; Orthoptera; Acrididae. The transcript is spliced from 19 exons. Gene Ontology annotation, biological process: protein desumoylation.
AUGAACUUCAAUUUUCUGAACUUGAACCUUCCAACGCAACAACCACCACAGCAGCAGCAGCAGCAGCAGCAGCAGCAGCAGCAUCCUCAAAACCAUACACAGUCUCGAGCCACUCAUGUAAAGGUGCAGACUUCACAGAUACCUCAGGCAGCUCAAGAAAUGUCAUCUGUGCAGCAAGGAUCCCAGCCCCAACUGCCUCAACAAUCUCCUGAUCUUCAGACACAGUCACUACCUCAGCCUCAGCAGGUGGUCCAUGCAACAUCACGAGACAAGUUAAAGACCCCACCACUGCAACAGCUCCCACCACCUCAGCAGCUGCCUGCCUCUCAUCAGUUGCACCCACCUCAGCAACUACCCCCACUUCAGCCAUUGCCUCAUUCACAAACAGUGCAGCUUCCUCAGUCGCCGUCCCCACAGAUGCGUCAGUCUCAGUCUCCCCAACUGCGACAGUCGCAGUCCCCACAACUGCAGCUGCGCCAGCCUCAGUCUCCACAGAUGUCCCAGGUACCUCCCCAGCAGCUCCCUGUCUCUCAGUCUCAGCAGCUGCCUGUCUCUCAACCACAACAGAUACUGCUACCUGUAUCACAGCCUCAGCAGGUACUACUGCCUGUGUCACAAUCCCAAGUAUCUGGGACACAAUCUCAGCAAGUGGCAGUGUUACAGACCCAACAGAUCCCCAUAUCUCAGUCCCAGUCAGCUCCCCUGUCACAAGUUCAGCAGCAACCAGCAUCACAAGUUCAACAGUUACCUCUUGCACAACCUCAGCAACUGCCAGUAUCACAGGUUCGGCACCUGUCUGCUUCACCACCACAACAACUGUCAGUAUCGCAGCAUCAGCAGCUAUCUGUGACGCAGUCUCAGCAGAGCAAACUCAACAAAUUCAGCAGGUGGCACACACCGAUUGCUCACUUGCAAUCGCAGCAACUGCUACACUGCACACAGGUACCGUCGAGUUCUCAGGGCCAGUCGCAGCAGCUAUCCCAAUCUCAGCCUGCAUGUAAUCCCCACCAACAGAUUCAGCCUCAGCUACAAGUCCAACUUCAGCUGACAACUCAACCUCAGCAUAAUUUACAAGAACAACAGUCAACUGUUCAGCAGCAGGCUCAUCGACAAGUUCAGCAGCAGAUUUACCAGCAGCCUCUAAGGCUGCAGUUGCAAUUACCCCAACAUCAGCUUGUUCUACAAACUCCUAACCCAUCUCAAGCUCAAAUCUUACUUCAGAAAAUAAUAGCUGCAAAAUCAAAGUCAUGUGAGGAAAUACAAGUGCCAGCGAUUGUCACAGCUGUACCACAGUCGCCUGCUUCGGAUAAAGAACGCUCUCAGGAUUCAUUACCGGACACAGGCAGCAAUAAUUCUUCUUUGUCUAGUGUCACAACAGUUAUAAGGAAUGUUAACGGGGAAACUACUGUUGAAAUAACGAGACCGAGAAAAGAGGAGCCCAAAUAUGUGGAUGGAAUGCUGGCACUGUGCCACUACUGUGGCUACACCUCCAAUGAUUUCAACUGCUGUCAACGUUGCACGCGAAAGCUGCCCGACAACGUUAAAGCACUACCAUCACAGGGUGUGACAGGAUUACCAACUGGAACUAAGGAGAAGAAGUUCCAUGAUAAAUAUAAAAAGUGGGAAGUUCAGGUAUCAAAACCAGGUGCCAAAAAAUCAUCAAAAAGGCCUGUUAAGAAACAAGCCAAACUGGUGGAUGAACCAGUGUGCCUGACGCUUUCCUCUGAUGAGGAAGAGCGUGGGCAUUGUGAAGGGGAGGUGCCACAGAGAGGAUCUGGCCAAUCUGCUGUGCAGAUGGGAUCUGCUGUUGACUUGAAUUGUGAUCUCUCUAGUUCACUUUUGAAAAAGGAACCUCCACCAAACUUUUCAGAUGAAGAAGAUGAGCUGGUCUCUGAUAUUAACAAACUCAAGAGUGUCUGUGGUGGAGGGCGUGAAAUGCAGAGUAUUGUGGAUGGUAGCAUGGUUGGCACAUACACCCUCCUAGAUUGCCGCACAGUUCGGAUUGGGAACUACAAAGUUGUGCCUAAAGACAGAGUCCUGUUGUCAUCAGCUGGUAUAAGGAUUCAGGUGCCAGCGUUAACUGAUGACUCUGCUAUUGUUACGGUGGCCAUGGAAAAGUCGGAGCUACGAAAAGUUCUGAUAAAUUUUGGACGUGGAAUGCCAGUAUUGUUCCUCUAUACAAACCGUCUAGCUGCUGAACGUAUUAGGCGGACUCUUAGUAUGGAACCUAGUCGUGGACCUUAUUAUGAUCCCAACAGUCUAGAUGACACUCAGAGACGGAUUACGUUGCUGCCGGAAAGAAUAUCGGAAGAGAGCAAAGUGGCCCUUAAAAACAUUUUUGAAGGUAUUCUUAGUGAGCUCGAUAACAAGGAAGCGAACGAACUUCUAGUUCGUGCUUCUCCGAGAGAGAUUCAAAGUCUGAUAAAGAAAACAAGUGGUGGAUCAUCAAAUUCCGUAAGAAUAAAGAAUGAAAUACAAACAAUCAUAAUUUACCCACCUCCGCCUGCGAAAGGAGGAAUACCAAUAAAUACAGAAGAUUAUGCUUGUUUGGGUGAAGACCAGUUUCUGAAUGAUGUAAUAAUAGACUUCUACUUAAAGUUCCUAACUCUCUCUUCAUUGACUCCAGAAGAUCAGGCUCGCACACACGUAUUUAGCUCUUUUUUCUACAAACGCUUAACAACGCGACCUGCUAAAGUUUCAAAGCGCCCACAUCCAAUUGAAGACGAUCCAAAGUUGUCUGCUGCAGAGAAGAGGCACAGUCGUGUGAAAGGCUGGACAAAACACGUUAACAUUUUCGAAAAAGAUUUCAUCAUAAUACCAAUAAAUGAACACUGUCAUUGGUUCCUAGCAAUUGUUUGUUUUCCUGGUUUAAAUGGCUGUGUGCGAAUGUCUGACAACACACCAGUAAAAGAGCUCCCAAAAACACGUCGAAAGGCAGUCACUCAGAAAAGUAUUGUAGAAGAAGCAGGAAAGAGUGUACAGAUAGGAUGCACAACUAUUACACCUGUAAAAGUUGCGACAACCACCAUUACGUUGGAGUCGCCGGAAGAUGAUUGUUCAGAUCGAGAUGAAGCUGAAGGUGAAGAUGAUGAUAUUGUUCGGAGCAGCAGUGAGGAAGAUGAGGAUGCUUCUUCUAAGCCAGCAGCAACAGUGAAACAUGCUCUUUUUGCUGAUUCCUCUGUUGAUUCUUUUUACCCUAGUAAGAAAUCAGACAGUAAAAACUCUGCAAAAGCAACAAGAGAGCCUAUAAAACAGCCCUGCAUUCUUAUCUUUGACUCACUUUCGGGAGCUAGCCGGACACGUGUUGUGGCAACGCUUAGAGACUAUCUGCGUAUUGAAUAUCGAACGAAGAUGGGUCGCAGCCGAGAUUUCAACAAGGAUACAAUCAAAGGUGCCUCGCCACGUGUCCCACAACAAACAAAUUUUACAGACUGUGGUCUGUACCUGUUGCAGUAUGUCGAGAGUUUCUUCAUGAAUCCAAUAGAUGACUACCAUUUGCCAAUGAAAAAACUAGCAGACUGGUUUCCUGAAGAAGUUGUCAAUCGCAAGCGCGAAGACAUCCAGAAAUUGCUUUUAGACCUAAUGCAGAAAUACAAUGUAGACAUAGAAAGUCUUAAUCUGCCAAAGCUUUCCUUUUCAUCAUCCAAGCAGAACAGUGACAGCUGCGACAAUCCUAAUGAACAAGAUAACAGUGCUGAUGAUGAGAAGGAAGCUGCUGGCUCACCUCAGACACCACCAAAAUUGCAGCGACUACAGCAGCAUAUGGAAUCGGAAGCGGAGAUAAUGGUGGCACGUCCACUUGUAAGUUAUGCGGAUAGUGAUGGUGAAAUGGGGCCAGUGGAAACUGAAAAAGAGAGGACAGAUCUGGCAAGUGCUAAUUUUGUUGAUAGUACUGUACCUGUCCCUGUGCUCCACAAAGGAAAGAGAAUUGGUACUGAACGACGAGAUCCAGUUGAUUCAUCAACUGUUACAAAUCCAGUGAAAAGGAUGAGGCCAGCUAGAUAGGAUCAGUUGGUUGCUUACCUGAGCUCUGUAAUCUCUGACCCCCUGCAGUACUCCUUCCUCAGCACCUAUCAGAGUGAGCCGGAGUUAUAUGCUGCAGUCAAUUUGUAACUUAUAUCUACAAUGAAGUUUUGUACAUACUAGAUAUGGUGUACCUAUAGAUUGUGUACAGCACACUGCUACAAUGUUUCAGCUCUCAUAAGUUUUUAAUUAUUAUUUGCUCCUGUGAAAAUGUUAUGUCUUUUAAUGUUUUGUAUUAUAACUAUGUCACUGUAUCUGUUAAGUAUUAUGUACACCAGAUUACAGAGUGGUGUCAUUGAAAUGUCAUUUUGUGAACUAUGUAAACUUCCUUGCUUUUGCAACAAGUUAGUAACAUGAGCAUGGUAGUUAAAAUAAACAAAUAACUAAAUC